AUGCACGGAAUUUCUACCUGCUUGUGCCCGCGUGGGGCACCCAAUGAGCAUGCAAAUGGCCGCGAAGAGCACGAAUCAUCCGGCCAUGCGAACAGCGCUUUAGGCCACCAGGGUGGCAUGUACCAGGAUAGCUCAUCUGGUGCCUAUGCUACAGACGCUCCCCUUUCAUGCUGUGGAGGUGCUCAUCUGAAGCCUCCGGUUUCUCGGAACGCGCGGGCUUGCGGCAGCGCACCAUCGGCAGUAGUGCCGCAGUCUGACUUAUGUGCGGUAGGGCGUGCCGCACAUCAUCCUGGCCAUCCGGCAGAUAGCCGUCUACCGGAGAGUGGAGUUCAAGCAACACCAUGGAAAUUCAAGAGGGAGGGGUUUAUUCUUUCCUUUGUUGGUCCCCUCACUGAUUCGUACGAUGUAGAGCCGAGAAAGCUUGGCCAAGGUACAUACGGCAGCGUCUGUCGAGCUGUCAACAAGUCAACGAAGACAGUGAGAGCUGUGAAGACGAUCAGCAAGAGCAAGGUUCGAAAUGUCAAACGAUUCAAGCAAGAAAUCUCAAUCAUGAAGUCCCUCGAUCACCCCAAUAUCAUAAAGCUUUUUGAAACUUUCGAAGAUCACAAGAAUGUCUAUCUCGUGAUGGAGCUCUGCAGAGGUGGAGAGCUGUUCGAUCGCAUCAUAGAGCAAGGGUAUUUUUCAGAGGCCUACGCAUGCUCCCUCAUGCGGUGUAUUUUGGCAGCUCUGUUCUACUUGCACAGACAUGGGAUUGUACACCGGGAUCUCAAGCCAGAAAACUUUAUGUUUCUUGACAAGGGAAAGGAUGCUCCCUUCAAAAUUAUUGACUUUGGCUUAGCAACUCGCUUCAGUAAUAACUCAUAUAUGUCCACGCGAGCGGGUACGCCGUUCUACGUAGCGCCUCAGGUGCUCCAGGGCAAAUAUACCUAUAAGUGUGACAUGUGGUCCGUCGGUGUCAUUUUAUACAUUCUUCUUUGCGGCUACCCGCCAUUUCACGGGGAGAACGACGCGGAAAUUCUUGCCCGCGUUAAAGUAGGAAGGUAUAAGUUUAACGAGCAUGACUGGAAAGGGAUCUCAAGUGAAGCAAAGGAUCUUGUUCGGAAGCUUAUGGCUUUCGAUCCCCACCAACGACUUUCAGCCGAGCAGGCUCUCAAUCAUCCAUGGAUUAAGCAUUUUUCCUCAGCCCCUAAUCCUGCAACAGAUGCUCCAUUUAGCCGUACAAUGCUGGACCAUUUCAGGAAACAUGAAUCGAACGUGGGCCCGUUCCGCUCCAGAUAUCGGUUGGCCUCUUUGCAGGCUUUUCAAGCUCUUUGCAAAUUGAAGAAGGCAGCGCUGACAAUUAUCGCACAGCAAAUGAAUGAGACGCAAAUCGAGCUCCUGACUCAAACAUUUCUUGCUGGCCUUAAAAAGGCAGGCAUGAAAGAUAUUCCUAGCGACCUUGAACAACUGAUGAACGACGUAGACUCCGAUGGCUCAGGCGUAAUAGACUACACGGAAUUUGUUGCGGCUACUCUUGAUAAACGGCAGUACAUACAGGCAAGUAGCUUGGUGGUUGUUCGGAAGACCUGCACCUUAGAAGAGUCGCUCUCAGCUUCGGAGCCGUAUAUUUUCCAGAAGGCAGGGUGCGGGUCUCUCCCUCUGAACUCUUCUUGUGCUUUAGGGCAUCUGCUCUUCUGGCACGACCUAGCUCAUGUCCUAUUGAACACAGAUGUACAGUCCGUAUUCCCGUCGCCAGCUUCGCCUGGCAACGGGAACUCUGCUCCUCAUUCAGCAGCGCCAGCGGAAGAUGACGCUAAUCGGGAGGGCCAAAAAGCAGCAACCAGUCUAACUCCCCAAGAAAAGCAUCAUCAAAUGCAGCAGAUCAAAGGGAUUAUUCGUGAAGUGGACCGAAAUGGAGACGGAGAGCUGAAACAAGCCCUUCGCUUGCAUGCGCUGCAGAUAGAUUUCGACGAGUUCAUGGACAUGAUGCGCCGAAGUACCAUCUGCAGUCCCGCUCGCAUAAGCAUCGCAUAG
Messenger RNA from Eimeria acervulina, 2013 nucleotides. Its product is annotated as CAM kinase, CDPK family, putative. The record is from RefSeq and is a predicted model, not a curated record. NCBI's taxonomy places the organism in Eukaryota, Apicomplexa, Conoidasida, Eucoccidiorida, Eimeriidae. Gene Ontology annotation, cellular component: cytoplasm; nucleus. The coding region runs from base 1 to 2013 and encodes 670 amino acids. Gene Ontology annotation, molecular function: calcium-dependent protein serine/threonine kinase activity; calcium/calmodulin-dependent protein kinase activity; calcium ion binding. Gene Ontology annotation, biological process: protein autophosphorylation; peptidyl-serine phosphorylation; intracellular signal transduction. The transcript has 9 exons.